Molecule: messenger RNA, 2415 nt
Organism: Oreochromis aureus
Lineage: Eukaryota; Metazoa; Chordata; Actinopteri; Cichliformes; Cichlidae
Gene: ccne1
Product: cyclin E1
Exons: 12
Coding region: 381-1667 (428 amino acids)
Biological process (GO): G1/S transition of mitotic cell cycle; regulation of cyclin-dependent protein serine/threonine kinase activity
Cellular component (GO): nucleus; centrosome; cyclin E1-CDK2 complex
Molecular function (GO): cyclin-dependent protein serine/threonine kinase regulator activity
Source: RefSeq, a predicted model, not a curated record
GCGCAGACUUCAGCCAGCAUACCUGCCGCGUGCCCUGCACAGGUGAGCGGCUGAGGUGACGCAGCUCAGUGCGGCUGUAAAGCGGCGCAGAGGGUGGAGAUUUAGCGCCAACUGGAAUCUACGCCUCCUGACGUGGAGCUCAUCUGCGCUUUGCGAGGCGCCAGCUCGGAGCAGUUAGCCCGGCCUAAGCUCAGAAUCCCGGGCACCGCGAGCAGGAGAGAAGCCGAGGAGAGGCGGACACACUUGGAGAACCCGAGGGGACCUGAGGGGAACCCGCUGCGGGGUUAAACCUUCUUUUGGAGCUCUCAGCGGAGCAGGGUGAACUUCAAGGGAGGAACUUGAGGUUUGCUCCCACGGACGCUUCCACGGCCCCGACUAUAAUGAGAGGAACACGGGAAGACACAGAAGCGAAGAGUGCUCCUGCCGAGGCCCCCAAACACACCACAGUCCGACUGAGGAAGAGGAAGGCAGAUGUUGCUAUUGUUUUACCGGAUCUGGAUGAGGAGGUAGCAGAGAUGACGAAGAAGAAGCAGCGCGAGUGUGAGCCGGGCUGGAGUCCUGCAGCUGAUCGCGCGAGUCCGCAGAGGUGGAUCCCCACGCCUGAUCAGGAGGAGCACCCGCCCGUCCCCCUGGUCAAUGCCAGCUUUCCUCAUUACAGCUUCCACAGCACGUGUGUGACGCCCGUGCACCACGCGCCACUGCCCGCGCUCUGCUGGGCCAGUAAGGAUGCCGUGUGGAACAACAUGCUGGAGAAAGACAAGACCUACACCAGAGACGUCCACAUGAUGGACAAACAUCCACACCUGCAGCCCAAGAUGAGGGCCAUCCUCCUGGACUGGCUCAUGGAGGUGAGCGAGGUCUAUAAGCUGCACAGGGAGACGUACCACCUCGCUCAGGACUACUUUGAUCGCUUCAUGGCCACCCAGAGAAACGUCCUCAAAUCCACGCUGCAGCUCAUCGGCAUCACCUGCCUGUUCAUCGCCGCCAAAGUCGAGGAGAUGUAUCCUCCUAAAGUCCACCAGUUUGCCUACGUGACAGACGAGGCCUGCACAGAAGACGAGAUUCUCAGCAUGGAGAUCAUCAUCAUGAAGGAGCUGAAGUGGAGCCUGAGCCCGCAGACUCCCGUGUCCUGGCUCAAUGUUUACAUGCAGGUGGCUUACCUGAAAGACACGGACGAGCUCCUCCUCCCCAGAUACCCGCAGGCCACCUUCACGCACAUCGCAGAGUUGUUGGACCUGUGCAUGCUGGACGUGCGCUGCCUCGAGUUUUCCAACGGCGUUCUCGCCGCUUCGGCACUGUUUCACUUCUCGUCCCUGGAGCUGGUGGAGAACGUGUCAGCUCUGAAGAGGGUGGAGGUGGAGGAGUGCGUGAGGUGGAUGGUGCCGUUUGCGAUGGCGCUGCGAGAGGUCGGCAGUUCGCCGAUGAAAACAUUCCCGGGAAUCUCCGCGGAUGACAUGCACAACAUCCAGACACACGCCCCCUACAUGACCUGGCUGGAAAAGGCGUACUCCUACCAGGAGGUGGAGCUGCAGCGUCACGGCGGCUGCCCCGUCCCCUCGGGCGUCCUGACUCCGCCCCUGAGCAGCGAGAAGACAGACGAGCCGGAUCGAGGCGAGGCCACCGUGGUUAAGAUCAGAGCCAGCAUGGAGUCUCCGCCCCCCCAGUAGCAGAGCGCUGCUGACGCCGGCGGGACGGGAAAGCUCGGCGUGUUGGAUUUGAGUUUCAGCUGAGAUUAAAUUUUUAAUUCCAGGGAGGGGAAACAGUAUUUUGUGCUUUCAGGGAGCUUCUCAGAGCCUCUGUGGGCGCUGCCGAUGGCAGCGAGGCGACGCUCCGGUCUGAGCGCGAGCAGAGGAGACUUUGUUUUCAUGCUUUUUAUUAGCGGUGCUGCUGAACGCUCGCAUCAAGUCCAACCACGCCUUUAUUUUCUAUGCAGAGGCCAAACUGAGGAGACCUUUAGGGUGUGUGUGUGUGUGUGUGUGUGUGUGUGUGUGUGUGUGUGUGUGUGUGUGUGUGUGUGUGUGUGUGUGUGUGUGUGUGUGUGUGUGUGUAAAUAAAUUAGUGGCCUCAUUUGCCCACAAACUAUUUCUAGGGUCGUGUUUGGCUCUACGUGCUGCUAUAAAGUGGGCUGAGCAUGAUGGGAACACUGUGUGUGUGUGUGUGUGUGUGUGCGUGUGUGUGUGUGCGUGUGCAUGUGCGUGCGCCUUUUUAAUGGGCCCAGUGUGGCCAUGUUCUGCUUGGGGACCGGUAGCUUGGCUACCUUGAUGGACAGGUGAACCAGCCGGGCUUCAGAAGCUAAAUGUUGAUUGUACUGAACUUUGAACUUUGACCUUUUUAAUCCCAAAAAUCUCUCUACAUGAUUUUUGUUUUUUAAUGAAAUGCUGCUACAUGUUUUCCAAUAAAGGUUUUUAAGCUCUU